Messenger RNA from Candidozyma pseudohaemuli, 1470 nucleotides. Its product is annotated as DUF3112 domain-containing protein. The coding region runs from base 1 to 1470 and encodes 489 amino acids. The transcript has a single exon. Lineage: Eukaryota; Fungi; Ascomycota; Pichiomycetes; Serinales; Metschnikowiaceae. The record is from RefSeq and is a predicted model, not a curated record.
AUGGAGUUCGAUAAUAAUGCUCCUGGAGGGCUUAUGAAUUUCCUAUCAGCAUGUGUUAACGGCGGUGCUCCAGGAACAGGUAUCAAGCAGAUCGUUAGUAUUGGUCAGAAUCUUAUGGGACCGAAAUUACCCGAUAUCCUUAUUGAGUACAAUGUCGAAACACAGAAUGUUUUGAUGGGUGGUUACCCAACUGAGUGGGACAUAGCCCCAGCAAUUGUUUUCGCUGUUGUGUUUUUCGUAUUCUUAAUACUUCACACGGCAAUUUUCCUUAUCAAUUUCUUCCGUGGCCACUACUUUUGGGUGUCCAUUGGUUUCAUUGCCUACUGCCUUAUGAAAAUUCCAGCUUUCGCAAUGAGAGCUUACUGGGCCACAGACAUCCUAGAAAUCGACGUCGGUUUGGCGGGGUCUGUGCUUCAAAUUGUGCCCGCAUAUUUAAUCGUAUCAUUAAAUUUGAUUUUGACGCAGAGAUUGUUUACUUGGCGUCACCCUGUCGGUGGUUCGAGAUGGCUUUUCUGGAGCAUUAUGUUGCAGAUGUACUUCUUUGUCUUCGUAUUUAUCGCGAUCAUUGUCACUGCAUCAUUGGUUCCAUAUAUCCACUUUGUUAGCUACAGCGCUUACGAGAAAUGGGCCAAGGUUAACCAGGCGUCUGGUGUUAUUGUCGUCCUCUAUGUGAUGACUUCGGUUUCUUUGCUUGGUUUGUCUUACCUCUUCCCUCCAACCAAGAAGGAUGAAAACCUUUACACUUACCAGCCAUGGUGGAUCAAGUCUUUCAGCCCGUUCUAUUUCGUUGAGAAAGGAGCAGCUCAAAGAGCUGAAUUGUCUUUUAUGAGACGUAAUCACAACCACAGACACGCUAUCAGAGUCAUUGCUGCCACUCAUCAUCACUUCAACAUGGUUGAGGGAUUGACCAAUGAAAGAGGAAGUUUGACCCAUAACGUUUCUAUGCUUAUCAUCACAAUUACCACUGCUUUGAUUUUGGUUGGUGCUAUUUUAAGAUGUAUCGUGUUGUUCCAGUUCAAGUGGAAGAGGUACGAAGACCCCAUUGCUGAGCCCCUCUUGGGCUACAUUACAUGGGGUGUAUUUGAAUCUCUAGUGAACAUCAUCUAUAUUGUGGGCAGAGUUGACUUGAGACUCUACAGACCAGACAUCUUGCCUCCAGAGGUUAGAGCCAUCAUUACAGCCGAGCAGAGUUUCUAUCCAUCUGAAUCAGAAGAAGAUGAGGAUGACAUCUACACUCGCUCGAGUCAUGAAUCUGAUGUUUCUGCCGCAUCCAAGGUCUACUCAUCAGAUCUGCCUUUGUCUUAUGACAAGGUGGAGCCUCCAUAUCCUACUGAUGAUGUCGAGGAUCUUGAUGACGAUAGAAAGACAACAGAUAGCUCAUCCUUCCAAUUCCCUCAGGAAAAGCAGGAUGAAAAGAAGGAUACCAAACGUGAACGAGCUGAUGGAGAUGACUCCGUAUUUCACUUCUAA